GCGCAACCUUGCGGCGCGCCAUCGUACGUACAUUACAUUCCUCUGAUUGGCUGAGCCGUUGCCAGGAGUGUUUACAGGAAACAUGGCUUCCCUGUCCAUUGGAGAGCCGCAAGAAAUGGAAGUGGAUCGGAGGGGAGAGUCCGAGGAGUCGGGCGACGACGAGACCAGGAGGAAGAGCAUCAAUGGCGACAUGGAUCCAAAUCAGCCUCCCGCCACAAAUAAAGAAGAGUCUCCCGUUGACAUGGACACCAUCACCUUGGACCCGGAAGAGGAGGAUGUUGACCUCGUUCAUUGCCGUAUUGGAAAAAUUGAAGGACUGGAAGUGCUACAGAAAGCAAAAACCCUCUCCUUACGACAGAAUCUGAUUAAAAAAAUUGAAAAUCUUGACAGUUUGAGCUCACUGCGGGAACUCGAUUUGUACGACAAUCAAAUCCGCAAGUUGGAGAACCUGAACAAGCUCACACAGUUGGAGCAGCUGGAUGUGUCCUUCAACGUUCUGAGGAAGGUGGAAGGUUUGGAGCAGCUGACUCGGCUGAAGAAACUUUUUCUGCUUCACAACAAAAUCGGCAGCAUCGCCAACAUGGGGCACUUCCCCUGUCUGGAGAUGCUGGAGCUGGGCUCCAAUCGCAUUCGAGUUAUAGAGAACCUGGAUACACUAACGGCUUUGCAAAGCUUAUUCCUCGGCACCAAUAAAAUCACCAAGUUGCAGAAUAUGGGCAGUUUACACAGCCUGACUGUGUUAAGCAUUCAGAGUAAUCGGAUUACUAAAAUGGAGGGUUUACAGAACCUGGUCAGCCUGCGAGAGCUCUACCUUAGCCACAAUGGCAUCGAGGUCAUCGAGGGCUUGGAAAACAAUAAAAAGCUGACAACUCUGGACAUCGCAGCCAACAGAGUAAAGAAGAUUGAGAACAUCAGCCAUCUAACAGAACUGCAGGAGUUCUGGAUGAAUGACAACCAGAUCGACAACUGGUCAGAUCUGGAUGAGCUGAAGAACGCCCAAUCCCUGGAGACGGUCUACCUGGAGAGAAACCCGCUGCAGAAGGACCCGCAGUACCGGCGGAAGAUCAUGCUCGCGCUGCCAAGCGUGCGCCAGAUUGAUGCCACCUUCAUCCGCUUUUAAAAAAUGCAGUACGGUAUACGCCGUCCACUUCAGUGUUUUCCCUUGCCAACCUGUGUGCCCCCCCCCACACACACACACACACCAUUCAUCCAUCACUCGAUCACUGAAUCGUCAUUUCUCCGUAUACAAAAUAUACAGUGCAACAUUAAAGUCAGCCACGGAUGCACUCAUUCACUACUCGAUCUGGAAGCGUAUUUAUUUACAACUCUGGAAAUGAACUUUCCUAUGACAUGUUUACCUUAUUUAUGAAGAAUUAAACGGCCCUUGCAUGUGGGCAAGGCAAGCCACAGUCGCCGAUGCACUUUUUCAUUGAAUUGGACAAACAGUCAAAUACAAAAUGAGAACACUCACAAAGGAGCUGCUGUAAGACACAACUCGUGUCCAAAUGCUCACAUGCAUAUUGACACCAGCUCCUCACUCAUUAGGACAUGCCCCUUAAAGGCAUACAUCCAAAUUGUUUUUUUUUUGGUACAUUCUCUAUGUCUUUAUACAUUAAAACCAUGUAACUGAAAGAUUGUGGCGGUUAUUUGGGACUGGAAGGGAUUAAUGGCAUUUCAAUUCAUUUCUAUGGGGAACAUUGAUUUGACAUAAGCAUGAAUUGCUUGUCAAUGACAUGUCAAUGCUUUAUGAAUGAAGUUAAGGUACCACUGUACUAAAGUUUUUUUUUUUUUUUUUUUUUUUUUUUUAAUAUCCUUCCUUUGCUUAAACAUGGUUUUCUGCCUUCCUUACCCCCUUCCACCUCAGACCUGCUUUUCUCUUUCCUUCCCUCCUACCAUCAUUCUUUUUCCUUGCUUCCUUCCAGCAGACCCGUUUUAUUUAUUUUUUUCAUUUUGCAGCCUUCCUUACCUUGAAACUACUUUUCUUCUGUUCUGCCUUCCUUUUGUACCUGUCCAGUAAUGCUUUAGAAUUCACUUUCUUUGUUGUUGGCUCAAUUUAUUUGCCAUUUGAGGUACUCAUACAAAACAAAACAAAUACAGGGAUACGUUAAUUUAGAAAAGUGGACAUCUACAUUUUGACCCACCACUGAAUAUCCUGUAGUUGAGCUUAUUCAAAAUACUCCCAAACUAGGUAUUAAACUUUGAAAUCAUAAUAUGCAUCUCUUCAAACUUAUUUGCAAAUUUAAUUUUUGUUUUUUUAACAUAAUUUACAGAAAAACGCGACGAAUGUCCCCCAGUCUCAUCUCAUACUCAUCUUACGACCUCUCUGUCGUAAAAUAAAGCUUCUAAGAAUGUACCAUCUGUGUCUAUCUAGGACGGUAAAAUAUAUUUUUUUUUAUUAUUACUGAUCACAGCUUUGAUUAUUUUGCUUGUUCUGUUGUCAGAUUUGUUUGGAGCGUUUCACAAAGGUUUUUAAUGGUUUACCUCAAGCUUAGAGACCAGGUGACAAGUUUAUUAUAGAUGCUGCAGUGACACAUUCUGUAUUAUUGACAGUCGCACUCAACAACAACAAAAAAACUCUGUGUAGUUGUCUCUUGUAAAUAACUCAGAGCACUUGAUUUGAUCCACAUAUACAUUUUUAAAUUGUUGAUUAGACAUCAUUAAUAAAGGAACAGAUUUUUAGGUGGGAUUAAAAAGUUAUACACCUUUUGGAUUUUAUUUUACGCUUGGUUUUAAGGAAAUGGACACAUGGACUGAAAUAAUCUGUUUUGCCUGUGAACUGAGGUGAUUCAAAUCAAGUGAUUUUAAAUUGUCAUUGAAAGAGUAAUCUGUUAUGCUAUUUGUUGUUUAGAGAAUCUACAUCACAGGGUUUUUGGAUUUGAAAUGGAAUGUAUUAUGCAAACAACAAUAAAUGUAUAGUACUACUACUUA
Molecule: messenger RNA, 2928 nt
Organism: Phyllopteryx taeniolatus (common seadragon)
Lineage: Eukaryota; Metazoa; Chordata; Actinopteri; Syngnathiformes; Syngnathidae
Gene: ppp1r7
Product: protein phosphatase 1, regulatory (inhibitor) subunit 7
Exons: 10
Coding region: 83-1120 (345 amino acids)
Molecular function (GO): protein binding
Source: RefSeq, a predicted model, not a curated record